CAUGGGUAUACAGGGUAUACAGGGUAUACAGGGUAUACAGGGUAUACAGGGUAUACAGGGUAUACAGUAUACAAGGUAUACAUGGUAUACAGGGUAUACAGGAUAUACUGGGGGUAUACAGGGUAUACAGGGUAUACAGGGCAUAGGGUAUACUGGGUAUACAGGGUAUACAAGGGUAUACAGGGUAUACAGGGUAUACAGGGUAUACAUGGCAUACAGGGUAUACAGGGUAUACAUGGGUAUACAGGGUAUACAGGGUAUACAGGGCAUACAUGGGGUAUACAGGGUAUACAGGGUAUACAGGGUAUACAUGGGUAUACAGGGUAUACAGGGUAUACAUGGGUAUACAGGGUAUACAGGGUAUACAGGGUAUACAUGGGUAUACAUGGGUAUACAGGGUAUACAGGGCAUACAGGGUAUACAGGGUAUACAUGGGGCAUAUGGGUAUACAGGAUAUACAGGGUAUACAGGGUAUACAUGGGUAUACAGGGUAUACAUGGGUAUACAGGGUAUACAGGGUAUACAUGGGUAUACAGGGUAUACAGGGUAUACAUGGUAUACAUGGGUAUACAGGGUAUACAGGGUAUACAGGGUAUACAGGGUAUACUGGGGGUAUACAGGGUAUACAGGGUAUACAGGGUAUACAUACAGGGUAUACAGGGAUACAUGGGUAUACAUGGGUAUACAGGGUAUACAGGGUAUACUGGGGUACAUGGGUAUACAUACAGGGUAUACAGGGUAUACAGGGUAUACAUGGGUAUACAUGGGUAUACAGGGCAUACAGGGUAUACAGGGUAUAGGGCAUACAGGGUAUACAGGGCAUACAGGGUAUACAUGGGCAUACAGGGUAUACAGGGUAUACAGGGUAUACAGGGUAUACACAUACAGGGUAUACAGGGUGGGUAUACAGGGCAUACAGGGUAUACAGGGUAUACAGGGGUAUACAUACAUGGGUAUACAGGGUAUACAGGGUAUACAGGGUAUACAGGGCAUACAGGGUAUACAUGGGGUAUACAUGGGUAUACAGGGGUAUACAGGGUAUACAGGGUAUACAGGGUAUACAUGGGUAUACAGGGUAUACAGGGUAUACAUGGGUAUACAGGGUAUACAGGGUAUACAGGGUAUACAUGGGCAUAUACAUGGGUAUACAGGGUAUACAGGGUAUACAGGGUAUACAGGGUAUACAGGGUAUACAUAUGGGCAUACAGGGUAUACAUGGGUAUACAGGGUAUACAGGGUAUACAGGGUAUACAUGGGUAUACAGGGUAUAUACAGGGUAUACAGGGUAUACAGGGUAUACAUGGGUAUACAGGGUAUACAGGGUAUACAAGGUAUAUACAGGGUAUACAGGGUAUACAGGGUAUACAGGGUAUACAGGGUAUACUGGUACAUGGGUAUACAUGGGUAUACAGGGUAGGGUAUACAGGGUAUACAGGGUAUACAGGGUAUACAGGGUAUACAGGGUAUACAUGGGUAUACAGGGUAUACAUGGGUACAAGGCAUACAUGGGUAUACAGGGUAUACAGGGUAUACUGGGUAUGGGAGCAUGGGCAUACAUGGGUAUACAGGGCAUACAGGGUAUACAGGAUAUACAGGCAUACAGGGCAUACAGGGUAUACAUGGGUAUACAUGGUAUAUACAGGGUAUACAGGGCAUACAGGUAUACAUGGGUAUACAGGGUAUACAGGGGGGGUAUACAUGGGUAUACAUGGGCAUACAGGGUAUACAGGGUAUACAGGGU
Molecule: messenger RNA, 1741 nt
Organism: Porites lobata
Lineage: Eukaryota; Metazoa; Cnidaria; Anthozoa; Scleractinia; Poritidae
Source: the annotation of a GenBank genome assembly